UCUCCGACCCCACACUCCGCCAGUCCCUCUCAGUCCCGCUCACGCACUCUCUCUCCCCCCCUCUGAGACUGCAAAUACACUGUAAUGGUAGAUUCGAAGUAGUUAGCCUUAGCCCAGACAUUGAUUAGAGAGAGAGAGAGAGAAAGAGCGAGACCAAGCGGAAGAGCGAGAGGUGGUAGAGGAAGAGAGAGGAACAGCUCCAAAAAUGACUACAAACUCAGACCAAAGAGCUUCUUCUUCAGGUAAUCACCGCUACUAUUAUCCCACGCCGUCGUAUCGCUCCUCCUCCUCUUCCGCCUCCUUCAGAGGCUGCUGCUGCUGCCUCUUCCUUCUCUUCUCCUUCCUUGCUCUCCUCGUCCUCGCCGUCGUUCUCGUCAUCAUCCUCGCCGUCAAGCCCAAGAAGCCCCAGUUCGAGCUUCAACAGGUCGCCGUCCAAUCCAUGGGCAUCACAACUAACCCUCCCUCCUUCGCCACCGCCAACGUCGGCUCCGCCGCCGCCGCCGCCACAAGUGCCUCACUCUCUCUCACCAUUAUGCUGCUCUUCACCGCCGUGAACCCUAACAAGGUGGGGAUCAAGUACGGCGAGUCCAGGUUCACAGUGAUGUACAGGGGAAUCCCGCUGGGCAAAGCUUCUGUGCCUGGAUUCUACCAGGAAGCGCACAGUGUGAGGCAAGUACAGGCCACAAUCGCCGUCGAUCGGGUCAAUCUUCUUCAGGCCGACGCUGCCGAUUUAAUCCGAGACGCUUCGGUCAAUGACCGGGUGGAGUUACGGAUAUUUGGCGAUGUCGGAGCUAAGAUCCGGAUCAUGAACUUCGAUUCUCCUGGUGUUCAGGUAUCUGUGAACUGUGCUAUAGUGAUAAGUCCAAGGAAGCAAUCUCUGACUAACAAGCAGUGUGGUUUUGAUGGACUCAGCGUUUGAUGAGUGGCCAUCAUUUUCCUUUCUUCUUUUCUCUGUUCACUCACAUUCUCACUUGCACUCUGAUGGCUUUAAUUAAUUGGAGGAAAAAGAGAUCAGAAGAAAACACAGAUUAUAAUUUUGGAUGAGGGGGUUUGGAGCGAUUCACCGGAAAUUCUUGAACUGCAAAUUGUAACGAGGAAGAUUUUAGAUCACAUUAAAUUAGGAUUUUUCAAAACACUGUAAUUUUUUCUCCCCAAUUGGUUAUUAGCCGGGAAAACAAAAAUCUAAUGGUAUAUUGGAAAAUGUGAAAUUGAAUCUGUGGACUCACUUUUGAAA
This is a messenger RNA of Prosopis cineraria, 1234 nucleotides long. RefSeq lists its product as uncharacterized. Lineage: Eukaryota; Viridiplantae; Streptophyta; Magnoliopsida; Fabales; Fabaceae. Gene Ontology annotation, cellular component: plasma membrane. The transcript is spliced from 2 exons. The record is from RefSeq and is a predicted model, not a curated record. The coding region runs from base 206 to 919 and encodes 237 amino acids.